UGUGCCGCUGCCUGGCAACGGCGCUGCCUGGCGGCUAGAGUGGGAGACCGAGGCUAGGACCGAGCGGACGGGGCGGGGCUCCUCUUCCAACGGAAGGCGGGGCCUGGAGGGCGGAGCCCCGCCUCUUCCACCUGGCCUCUGCAGGGGGCCGGUUUUCGGAGUGCGCUACUGCGUCCCGGCAGUUUGGCGUGGCUUUUGGUAGCGCGGCCUUCCGAGGCCAGACUUUCCCACUUCCCUUUUGCGCAACGAAGCGGGUAUCUUUUUUCGAUUCUACGGGACCUGAUGUCCAUCUUUAAUCUUUUCACCCCUCCCAACUUUGUAAUCGCAUUAAGGAUGUUUGUCGCCUAGAAUUGUUGAACGCAGACUUCUUUGCCAGUACAGCCCUAACGCUGGCGACAUAGAAAUGGGCAUGACUAGACCUCGGGCCUCAGUUCGGGCUUGUCAGGAAGCAAGCUGAGGGAGGUGAAGUCACUUGCCUAGGACCAUACAGCCAGUAUAUGAAAAGCCAGAGGCCUCUGAUGUGACUGCAAGUCCACUGUCUUGAUGUUUGAGUAAACCCGCUCAUUUCUGAGGGCUGGAAAGCUGUGCGAUUGGCUUUUGUCCUAAACCAGUUGUAGCUAUGGACUUGCCAGAUGAGAGCCAGUGGGAUGAAACCACCUGCAAGUUGGCUGUUUGUCAGCAUCCACAGUGCUGGGCAACGAUCCGCCGGGUUGAGAGGGGCCACCCUCGAAUCCUGGGCCCUCCCUGCAAAACAGCUCUGAAUAAUGACGACAAAUCCCCAGUGCUCACCAUUGUGAACAUCUCAGAUUCCUGCUUCCGGGCCAAGAGACUUGCUCACGGUCAUUUAUCAGGAUUUACCUUCACCAAAGCUCCCUCUUUAUUGUGUCAAGGUUCAAAGUUUGACUCCAAAUUUCAAGGCAGGCCUCGGAAGGAUCUACCUGACAAAGAUUUCACCCGCUAUACUGACAAUUCUCCUAAGCUUUCAGUGCUGAAUCUGAAUGAGACACGACUUCCCAGCUCUCAAGAUGUUAGAAAUAUGGUUGUCGUCUGGAUCCCAGAACAACCAGAGAAGCGUGCGAGACCAGCUGAGAAGAAGCGCAUUGUCUCCAGCCAGGAUGGCAGAAUGAACUGUGUAGCUAAAGACCAUUUUCUCUAUAGAAGGCAGAAAACAGAAGCACAGCUGGGACCUCCAAGGAUGCAUGUGCCUCCCCCCUUGCCAGUACACAUUUUUGAGCAACUAACUUCAGAGUCCAUACCUUUCUGGAACCAAUUUGACUUGGAACCAUUACCUCAGGAUCUGUUGAAGAACCUUUUGCCUGAUGAAGGGAAAACCAGGCCUUCUCUGGAGAUGAAGACGCAAUUGGCCAUGAUGAAGAAGAAAGUUGCCCUGGAGAAGAGCCGACCUGACAGUGCCAUUUCUGCAAAGAUGUUCUUAUCUGUGCACCGCCUCGCCCUGCAGAGACCAGCAUUGAGAUAUCCUGAACAUUUGAAGAAAUUGUGUUCUAACCUGAACACAGAAGGUAGAUUUUCUGGUGCUGUCAGAUCCUCAGGUCACAAGCAGCAGCAGCAGCAGCAGCAGCAGAAGCAGCAGCAGCAGCAGCAGAGGCUGGUGAAAACACCACCUAAGAGACAGGAGGCUAAAAAGAAACCCAAGAGCGAUCCAGGGAGCCCGAACAUUUUGCAUAAACGUUCAGGUGCCAUGGUUUAUGGCCCACGCCAUGCUCACAGAACUCUGUUGGGUUGGAAAAGUGACCAAAAGCAGCCACAGUGGAUGAAGUUAGAAGGACUCACCUUGAAGCAGGAUUCCACAGAGAGACCACAGAUGAAGAAUUAUCUGGAUUCCUUCCCCAGUAAGGAUGAUCCUGAAUUAUCUAAGACCAAACCCUCUAACAAGGACAUCAGCACUCAGGAGGACGCUGUGCUGGAAUCCCAAGAGAGGAGCCCAGAGGACCUUUCAGAUGGUACAUCUAGAACAAGGUGGAACCCUGAGCUCAAACUACUGAGGAUUCUUCAGGCCACUGAUGACGAGGAUGAGGAGAACUAGCUCUCCAGGUCAGAGAGUGGAGAGUAUUUCAAGACUCUGCAGGGCAGUCUUACUCCAGAGCAGAAUGCUUGGAAUCCUGAGGACGAUGACCUUGGACAUAAGGGCAGAAAGCAGAGGGGACUUCUGCUCCCUGGAGGCUUUACCAGGGCCUGACCAUAGAGAUGCUGCUUUUUUCGUUCACUUCUCCUUGCCUCUAAAAUAAUUGAGGAGAAAAAGCCUCAUCCUUUUUAAACUUAGAUUGUUUCUCUUUCAUUAGGAACAGAAUAAUUUUAGUGAUUAAACACAACUGCUGCUUAA
This is a messenger RNA of Felis catus (domestic cat), 2341 nucleotides long. It is a transcript of the gene CD4H9orf43, whose product is annotated as chromosome D4 C9orf43 homolog. The transcript has 15 exons. NCBI's taxonomy places the organism in Eukaryota, Metazoa, Chordata, Mammalia, Carnivora, Felidae. The record is from RefSeq and is a predicted model, not a curated record. Bases 620 to 2044 code for a protein of 474 amino acids.